UGUAGUGCUGAUGUAUUGAGGCGUGCCGCUGCUCUGUGCAUGUGAUAGCGAGAGGAGGCUUUGCUCUAAAAAGCGCUCACAGCGCCGCAGCGGCAUCACUUGUGAGUCCUGCAGAGCUGGGAAAGCUUAUUCAGCGACCCACGGGAUAUUUCUUGCCGCUGAAAACGUGACACAGGAGAGGAGAGGCAAACAGGAGAGGAGCACAGGAGUGGAACAUGGGAGCGACGUUAUCAGCGGAGCGGGACAGCAAAUGUGAGGAAGAUGAGGAGCAGCAUUCAGGACAGGAUGAGGUACCAGAGAACAGCGCUGAAGACAAGUUGCUACAGAAAAAUGGGCAAAUCUCAAGCCAGAAUGGAAAAACAGAAAACCAGACUGAUGAGAUGAAUAGUCAGUCUGAGGAGAGGGACCUUGUAGAUGUGGGAUCUGGAUUUGUGACACUGGAAGAAGAUGCUUCAGAUACAACUGACAGUAUUCAAGAAGGAGAUGUCUCUCAAACAAGCACUGACAACAUUAGCAAGCAAAUUAAUAAUACAGAUGACAUAAUAGCAAAAGAGGAAAAUGAGGCCAACAACAAAGUAAAUGACACUGAAAUUGGCUUCAAAAAAAUCUUCAGAUUUGCUGGAUUUAAAUUCACUCUAAAAAAAGACAAGAUUGAGAAAGUUGAUGCAGAUGAACCAAUCGAGAAGGACAAAAAUGCUGCAGGCCCAUCAGAGGACUCUUGGGACACUAUAGAUGUGAAUCCUGUCACCUCAAAUGAGCAGGAUGCAGAAGAGAUAAAGAAUGAAAGAAUGGAAGGUGAUGCAAGUGCUGAGUCUCCUGAGACACACAAUGAAAUGGCAGUGGGUAAAAUUUCAGAAUUUACUGAACACAGGGAAGAAGCCACUCCUGAUAAACGACUGAUGGAAGAUGUUCCCCAAAGCCCUGAACCUGAGGAACCCAUGUCCCCAAUUAAGCGAUUUUUCUCACAAGGAAUUUUGGCUAGUUUGAAAAAGAAGAAAAAAGAGGAAGAGAGGCCAAAAGAGAAUGAAGAAGAACUCAAAAGUUUGGACAAAGUGGUUGAAAAAGAAACUACAAAAGAAGACAAUACAUGUACAUGCCUCGAUGUCUCUAAUGGUACAUUUAAGGAAUAUAAAGAUAUACAGCUGUAUAAGAAAGAUGAGAGCAAACCUGCAGCUGAAGGAGACGUAAUGAAUUCCUUAGAACAAGAUAAAGUGCAAGCAAGUCCAUUCAAGAGGCUUUUUAGGAAACUUUCCACAAGAAGACAUACUGAAACAAAACCUGGUGACACAAAUGUACUUGAGCCUGCAGAAAAUAUCAGUGAAAAUCCUCAAUUAUCCACAGAAUUAAUUAAGUCCCAGAAGGAGCAAGAAACAAAAGUGGUUGAAACACAGCCUGCUGAUGAGACAAUGGACAUGAGCAAUGAAGAGUCAAAAAAAAAGUCAGACUCAACUGUUUCCUGGGAAAACCUGAUAUGUGUCAGGUCUGCCAAGACAAGGGUCAGGAAAACAUCUGACUCUGAGGAUGAAACACAAGAUAAAGGAGAGGUGCCCAGAAGAACAACCGAAUCACCACUUGAAAGUUCUACUGAUGGUGAUCAUCUUACAUCAUCCAAUGAACAAGGUGGAAGUCCUGUAGAAGAAGACAGCGGAUCCACAUGGAAGUCUUUUAAAAAGCUGGUAACUCCAAAGAGGAAGAGCAGAAUGGAAGAAAGUGGUUCAGUUGAACAGAUGCAGUCAGACACUGAGAUUACUAAAGAUGAAUCUUCAUGUUCCUUACGUAAACUUAUCUCAGGGCGUAAAAAAAUUAAACCUGAUGGGCAGCAAGAAAACAUAUCAUCUGAUGAAGGCAGUAAAGGCACAGGAACAGACAUUGAGGAUGAUGAAACACCAGAGGUUGUACCACUGUCUGAGUACGAAAUAGCUGAACCUGAAAUCUUGAACGUGAUGACUGAUGGAACAAUUGAAAGUAAAAAAGAGAAAGAGAUGCAACCCAUAAUUGAAGAGGACAAACCUGAACAAAUGCAGCUGUUAUAUAAUGUUAAGCCUUUAUGCUUUGAUGCUGGGCCAUCAGCUGUACCUAUUCCUACAGAGUAUAUUGAGGAAUUGACAGAAUUCUUAAGCAAACAUCAGCAACUCAGUGACAUUCCAGAGGAAGGAAUUAUUGAGGAAAGUGUUGCAACUCCACUAUCCUUUGUUGAGUGGACAACUCAAGAUGACACCUUAGCUGAUGAUAUAGUAGAUAUGACAGCUGAUGCAGUCACUGCUCCCGAACCUGCAUCUGAACACAAUGAGGAUGAAACUACUGAAAUGGUGUCAGCAGUUUCCCAACUAUCAGAGUCCCCCAAAACAUCAGGAAAUGUAACACCAAUAUCACCUUUAUACAAUAUGAGAGAAUCUGACACAAUCUUUCAGGAAGUUGUGGAAUCCUUUAGCAUGGUUCCAAGUGUUCUGUCCAUCACUACAAAAGACAAAGUCCCUGAGGCUCUGGCAGUGUCAGUCUCUCAGUUUAUUGUAGAGUCAACAACAACAACUGAAACAAAAGUAUUAGUAACCCAUAAAAAAGAGGAAGCUACAUCCAUCUGCAUAGGCAUUGUUUCUCAGGAAAUUAGAGCUGCUGAAGUUGUCCUUCCUUUGCCCUUAGUUGAAGGAAUAUCAGAAAUCACCCAUGCUGUACCAACAGACUUUGUCUCUGAGGAUUUGGCAGAAGAAUCUGAAGCAGCAGUAAUGGCAACUGACAAUGUCUAUGAAGCUGAAAUCAAAGAAAUCAAAACUAUUUUACAUGAAGUGCUUUUACUUCAUGAGCAAACUGCUGAAACUGCGAGAAAAUCAAAGCAACAAAUUAUAAUGGUUGAAAACAUUCAGGAAGAGGUUUCUCCGGUGGUACAGAUGGAAGAUGUGGAAGAUGAUUCAACAGAAUUAUUAAAUGGAAUUCUUGAAUUCACACCAGUUCAUGCUGCAAUGCACGGUGGAACUCAGCUUCUUGACGAGCAGAUUAUUACACAGAAUAUGAAUUCGCCUGAAACUGAGAGCCCACUACAGCCAGCUUUAGAAGAACUUGUAUUUGAACAGCUGACACAGAACACUAAAAUUCCUGUUGAAGUUGAAAAAGAGCGCAGAAUUCCAGAUGUUGAAUCAUUACCUGCUGAUGUUGAGCAACUCACUCUAGUUGCAAAAGCUGGCCCUGUAGCACACAAUGUUGUAGAACCAGUACCUGACAGCUCUUUAAAUGGAAUUUCAAAAAUCAUAGAGGAUGUUGUACAAGUCACUGAAGAAGCUAAGUCUGUAAUGCACAGUGAUGUAGUGUCAGAGUCAGACCCUGCUAUGAAUCAAGCCUCAGAAAUAAUAGAGGAUAUGACGGGAGUUCUUGUAUCAGAUGUGAAAUGUUCAGAGACUACAGCGCCAAUUAGCAAUGUUAUCCCCAUUUCAGAGUCUAUCAAGAUAGAAAUGGAUUUGGAGAAUGAAGUUCAAACAAAAAAUGACCUUUCAUCGCAUUUUGUAGAUAGUCCUACAAUCCAAGUUAAAGUGAACAAUACUGAGUUACAAACAGCAAAGAAAAAUGCACUUGGCACCACAUUAAAUGCAGCAGAUGUCUUUCAAAAUAUAGAGAUGACUGGAGAAGAAGAAAAAGCAAAACAAAAGAUAGAACCAACAUCUGCAGAAACCAUUGAGGCAUUUAUUGAUGAAAAUAUUGUUUACAACUUUGAAGUAGAGAACGUUUCAGAAAUCAUAGGUAAACCACCAAAAGAAAGAGAAGGUAAAGAAAGUGAAUUGAACACAUUUGUCAAGGAAAGUACCUUACCUGUAGCAACUACUGAUGAAGAAAAUGCAAUUAAAGAGCCAGAGGACAUGUCAAACGUUAUGCUGGGCCUAGAAAAAGAAGAUACAGAAACAGACACAAUUCUUGUAGAAGAUUACAUGAGAAAACAAACUGCAGGUGAUGAAAUAUACAUGCUCACACUUAAUACAACUGAAACAGGAGAGGAGACCAAGAAGCCACCUGUCGUCUCUGAGCAACCAGGAGUCUAUGAAGAAGUGGUAGAGGAUGGAAUCCAACCACCAACGACAGACAAUUCAAAGCCAGUUUCACAACCAACAUUUUCCAAACUGAUUGCAGAUAUACAAACUACAGCUGUAGCUCCAGGGUCUAGAGAUGAAGAUUCAGCAAAAACAGAGGCGGAUAAAAGACCAUGUGUGGAUGAAGAAUCUGACAAGUCUUUAGCAGAUGAGCAAGAACAUAAUGAAACAGCAAAGCCUGAAGUUAAUCCUGAAAUUACUACAAAACAAGAAACUGUAGAGAUAGUUAAGCCAUUCCCUGAAGUUCAGCCUCGACCUGACCCAGAUGAGCCACAAACAGAAAUUUUGCCCUCAAAACCAGAAAAGACUCAAACAACUGAGUCACCUCAUGAACCUUAUGAGGAAAAUAAUGAAGCAACUGAAGCUAUGGUUAAAAUGACUGAAACCAUUUCAGCAGUAUCAUUUAUAUAUGAAGAAGGAACAGGAGUGGAGUGUAAUAUAUCUGACCAAACAACAGCAACUCUACAGUGCUUUAAUGGAAUAGACAGUUCAUUAGAGGAGGUUAUAAGACCAUGUGUGGAUGAUCAAUCUGUGAUGUCUGACACACUUUUAGCAAAGAAGCAAGAAGAUGCUGAAACAGCAAAGCCUGAAGUUGAUACAGACAUCAUUACAGAACACCAAGAAGCUGUAGAGACAGUUAAGACAUUCACAAAAGUUGAGCCUCAACAUAAGACCGAACAGCCACAAAAAGAAAUUUUAUCCUUAAAAACAGAGUGUCAAGCAACUGAGUCAAGUCAUGAACCUUACAAGGAAGAUAAUCAAGUAACUGGUACUGCUGAAAUAACUGAAACCAUUUCAUCAGAUGUAUAUCAAGAAGAAACCAGAGUGAGAUGUAAAAUAUUUGACCAACUAGUAGAAACUGGACAGUGCUUUAAGGGUGUAGAUGGAGUACUAGUUAGUACAAUGGAGCAUGUAACUGAAAUACUUCCUAAAGAUGAAGCUGAAUCCCCAGAAGGUUUUGUCAUAUCUGAAACUGAAGAGUCUGAGCAUGUAAUGGAGGAAAUAAAAGCUAAUACUUACCAAGUAUCUGUUGAAGUUGUAAGUGAACAUGAAGCUGAAAUGACAGUGGGCUCUAAACAGAACAUUGUCUCUCCAGAUGUGACUGAACAAGAAGUAGUAUCUGAAAUAGACAUAGCAAAUGGAGCAGUUGCUGAAAAGAACAUAGUACUAACAGCAGCAUUGAAACUGAAGGAGGAAACAACCAUGAUCUUCUCUGAAGGACAAACAGUAGUCUCAUCUGAGCUGGUGGCAGAAUCACUGAUUGUGACUGAAAAUAUAACUAAGCCCGAGGUGCUGACACAAGUAAUAAAUGAAGUUAAAGCAGAGACACUGGAGGUGACAGAAUCAAAGGCAGAUAUAAUUGUAGUAUCAGAAGUUCAAGCAGAAACACCUGUAGUGGCCUCACUGGUAACAGAGCUUGAAGUAGAAAUACCAGUGGUCACAAAAACAGAAAGGUCUGUUAAUAUAGAAGCUGUUGCUCUGACAUCAGUAAUAAACGCAUUUCAGUCGGAUUUAAAACCAGUCAAUGAACCAGAGGUUUCUACAGGCACCACACUACGAGAAACUCCCAUUGUUGUCUCAGGAAUACAAACAGCAACAGACUUAUCUUUAGUACAAACAGCAGCACUUUCACCAAUAUUAAAGGAGGUAUCAGAAAAAGAGGAUGCAAAUGUCAACAGACCAGUUAUAGUUGAGGAGACAGAACCAAAAUUAGAAAUGCUUAUGGCAACAGAGGCAAUAUCACAGACAUCAGCAGUCCCUGCAAUGGAAGAAGAAACAUUCGAGACUUCAGCUCUUGAAACAGAAACCUUAGUAAGAACAUGUGUGGAAAAGAAUGUUGAAGCCCAAGGCUCUGUUGUGACAUCAGUAAAAGAAGACACAGAUAUGGGCUCCUUAGUUUUGAACACCACAGUCAGUGAAGCACAGCUAAAAACAGUGAUCCCUGUGGUACAAACGCUAGUGGAGCUAACAGCAACAGACGUCCCAGCAAUUCAAAAGCCAACUGAUGGCAAGUUCAGUGAACUGCUCCAGGAACAAGAAAUGUCCCUGGUGGCACAAGAAAUAAAGGAAACAAAACUUGAGGCACCAGAUGCAGUUGAUCUUAAUGCAUUAAAGAUAACUGUGGCAAAAGAAACAAGAGUAGAAGCACCAGGAGUGACCGAACCGAUCAUAAAAGGAGCAGUUCUGACAUCAGUGGUACCCGAGUUUGAAGUUACAUCAGUGAAGGAGGACAUGGGUUUAUCAGUAUUUACAUUAAUUGCUGAAGAACCAACAGUAGCUUCUUACAUACAGCUACCAAUAGCAUCAGUGGCCCCAGUGGUUCAAACACCAACAGUGGUUCCAUCAGAGGUCCAAAGACCAACUGUUGUCCCUGUGGUAGAAACACUGGCAGUUAGCAGUGCAGUAAAGGAAGUGGAAAUGCCAUUCGUUGGACCAGAAGUUAAGGAAAUACACUGUGAUGCACAAGUUGCAGUUAACAUUGAAGUUGAACAAUCACCACUGACUGAGAUUGAAGUAAAAGUAACAGAAAUAAUUGAACAGGUAACUCAGGAUGUAGAAAAUACAGCAAAUCCCAAAGAGGACUCUGAAGGCCCUGAAGAAGGAAGUGGAAGAUUAAAAGAGGUUUCUGUCCCCAUCCUGGAGAUGGUCGAAUCCCUACCAGGAGCAGAUGAUGAUGUAUGGGAGGAUGCUGUUGAUGAUAUUAUUGAUGAUCCCUGUUCCAGUACUAAAGCAAGUGGAGGUUUGCAAGACACAGCCAUGUGCUAUGGUGACAAGUGAAGCUUGUAAGUGGUCAAACUAUACACAGUUUAAGUAUAGGUUCUGAGUAGUAAAAGACAAAAGUUCUGAGUAGUAAAACACAAACAUUAAUAACUUUUAAAAGCUUUAUUUGGAUAAUACAAUACCAGAUGUUUUUAUUAUAGGUUUGAAUGAAUGCCAUUGAAGAAGAAAGAGUCUUCUAAGAGUCUCUGGAACCAUCAAAGGCUGCGGGUUGUACCCCCAGCAUGAAUGUCUGACUAAGCCAAAAUGUAGUGAAAUGUUACAGAACAUGUGUAUAAGCAAUAAUGCAUUACAGAAAAGACAAAAACAGGUUGAAUUUAGCAAAGCCAUAAUGAUACAACUUAUUAUUUUUUCAAAAAUAUUUUGUCAAUAUUUUGUAUUUUAAUUUGUGCCUUUAGCUAUCCGACAUGUAAACACGCAACCUCAAUUUUAAAGGUAGAUCGAGUUUAAAGGUAGCUGUAUCAACACGAUACUGCAGCGGGACCAGUUUGUUGGCAUCAUGAAUACAUGGAAUAGCUAUUCCUCGCUUUAAAUUCACAUACUUUUAAAUCACUUUUAAAUAAAUAUAAUGCUGUCACCAAAGCUACAAAUACACAAUUAUAGUCUACCUAGCCUACAUAUUACCAGAGAUUUAGUAAACACUAGUUAAAGACCGCUUGAGACUAACAUUAAUGAUUAUUAAAUAUUUAAGAUAAUACAUAAUAAUUUUAUCUUUAAAUCUGUCAAUUAUUUUUUCUUUGCGAAAUCUGAACAUUUACCAACUACAUGCAAAAAAGUCUGCAUUUUCUCAAAAAAUAAUAAUUAUCUAAUUUCUCUAAAGUUAAGUCUCACUGCUCAAAAAUAUUAUAUAGUUUUAAUAUUAUUCCUUGUGAAUGAAUGUGCAUUUCUGAACAGUAUUAAGUUAAUCCAAGUAGUCUGUAUUUUUUAUAUCCGAAGGGGUUAAAGCACUUGAGGUAGUUCAAUUUAACAAUGAACUAUUAAUUUGCAAAAUAUUUAUGGAUUAACCCACAUUAUGUUUAUUUUAUUUAAAUAAAAUAAGCUUUAAGGAUCCAUGGUCUGUGAGUUCAUUAAUUGACAGUACAAGGGCAGUCUAUUAAAACAAUGAAAAAGCAUAUUCUUCUACAUACAGAGAAAUAAAUAAAAUAGAUUCAAAUUUCUUUAUAAACAAACAGGGAAAUCAAGAUCCAGUCAGAACAAAGCUUAAAACAUUUACACCAUUAUACAGAAUAUUGAAAGCACUACUUUAUAUCAACAUAUUUUUGAAAAAUAUGUAGCUCUUGUAUUAUAAUCAAUAAUUAAUAGUUUAACAUUAAAUUAUACUGUUUAUGAUCAGCAAAUACAUUGCCAUUGAAAUAAACCUGGUCAGUUCAAGUGAACUGAGUGGAAAUGGUCCCCACUCCGGUAUUUGGAACAGAUUCUGAAGUGACAUCUGAAGACGCCCAGUUGUAUAUCUGAGAGACUCAUAUGAAGACUUUAAAGAAAUAGACAAAGAAUAAAAUGGAUACAAUUUUGUCCCUUCACUUCGCUUAGUAUAACAA
Messenger RNA from Pangasianodon hypophthalmus (striped catfish), 8389 nucleotides. It is a transcript of the gene akap12a, whose product is annotated as A kinase (PRKA) anchor protein 12a. Gene Ontology annotation, cellular component: cytoplasm. The record is from RefSeq and is a predicted model, not a curated record. The coding region runs from base 216 to 6851 and encodes 2211 amino acids. NCBI's taxonomy places the organism in Eukaryota, Metazoa, Chordata, Actinopteri, Siluriformes, Pangasiidae. Gene Ontology annotation, biological process: signal transduction; regulation of protein kinase C signaling. Gene Ontology annotation, molecular function: calmodulin binding; protein kinase A binding. The transcript has 3 exons.